AACAAAGUUGUCGACCGUGCAAGGCACACGGGGAGGGAUUUUGAGGAUCUGGAGCGGCUGGUUUGGUCCGUAGCGGUCUGGGGGGAUGCGGCUGUAACGGAGCACCGCUUCACACACUUUGUUCGUGUCUGUGCAAACUUGUCCGCUGCUGUUUGACCCAGUCCCGGACAGGAUUCCUCCUUUGAAAACGGGAAUGAUAAAAGCAGUCGAACACAGGCGGGUGGACGGACGGACGAACGGAGCAGCCGAUCGCCGUAUUUGUGAGUUUUCUGGGGCCCUUCUGAACUCAAACAUGUCCUUUUAAGUUUUACUCCAACACUUGUUCCUGAGAUGAACCACAGACGUGGGGUGAGUCGACUAUCUGAGCUCAAACGGAUUUAUUUUCUUGUCUACACUGGACCCACAUGAAGUCCUGCUGAAGCUCUCCGCAUUGUGUUUUUUAAAAAGAACACUGAAACGGAGAGACCACCCCCCCAAAGCCGCUCCGGGUACCUACCUAUGAAAGCACCCCAGUCCAACAUCUGAACCAGACUGGAAACUAUCAGAACAUGCAGAUGUGGAGCCACAUGAGGGGCCACAAAAGAGGCCCUCCACGACCAUAGGUCACGUAGAAGUGGCCUGGAUGUACGUCUCAACCAUUGCUUGAAUGGACUGACUUGAACUAUUGUCUAAAAAUCCAAUGGCUCUUUCCUCACCACAGCCUACCUGUGCCUGUGGGUUUUCCACAUGAGGCCAUUCAGAUGACUCAGAGGACUUCAGUCAUGUAACCCCCCUAUGAUGUCUUAAAGGUCUUAUUUAUCUUAUGUGUUAUAUUUAUUGUGAAUUUAAGUUGUUCUUUUUAGUUUCAAGGCCAGUUUUUAAGUUCUUCCUACUGAAUUUGGAAGUUAGCCAUUUUACCUGACGUAGUUAAAACUGUAGCCGGUUGUAGUUACUUUAUUCUGCUGUGUCAAAACACACUGUAAUUGAGAAAUUAUCUUAUUUGAGCUGGAAGACUUGACUGUCCCCAAACAGGAACUCAAACAAGACGGUAUCAUCAUGGACAGGCCAAUCAGCAAGUUAUUGGAAAAGUUAAAGCUAACAGACUCAGGCAGUGUGAAAUUCAACAGUUCAAAGAAAAAGCAUGACUCUGCCAGCAACUCGAAUAACAGCAACGCCAACAGUGGCAUCUCUGGAGGCAGCGGUGGGGGCAGCGGUCUGCCACCAGCUCCCAGCUCAGCAGCUGCCUCACCCUCAAGACCUGGCCAGUUCUCUCUUGCCUCUGCAACCACAAGCGAUGCAUGUGUUCCAGUGAGUGGGAGAGGUGGAGGAGGAUGUGGAGGAGGCAGUGGCACAGGAGCAGCAGCAGCAGCAGGAGGAGGAGGAGGAGGAGGGAUGGGCAUGCCUCCCACUCAACUUCUUACCUCACAACCAACUUCCGCCACAGUAGGUGCCAUACCUUCAGACGGUGAGCAGUCCCUUCACCCUUCCAUCUUGGCCCAAGUGAGGCGUCGUUCCCCCCAGCAGCGAGCUUCCUGUUACUUGGGUGAAGGUGUCGAUUCCCACCUGAGACGUGAGUCUGGCCUGGGUCCUGAGUGCGACCCCAUGGGUGCAUUUGGCUCCAAGGCAUCCCUCAAUCAGCGCCGCUAUUCCCUGGAGCUCCAGCAGCUGGUGAGGCGGCAGCAGCUCCUCUCCCAGCCACCCCCUCUUUCGGUCCCACCGCCAUACCCUGCAGCAGGUUAUGGAUCUGCACCCAGGAUGGGUGGAGGUGGUCUGGCUGAGGCCAGCUACCUCACUGAGCCGGAGCGUCACAAGCGAUUCUCACUUCAGGAAAGUUUGUUCUACAAACGCUUGAGCACAGGCAGUGAACUAUGGGAGAGCACCAGGCCAGCAUCCCUCUCUCACCCACCUCAUCGGCCAUCUGAUGUGACUGGAGGAGGUGUAGGAGGGGGUCUCUUCUAUCCCCCAGGACCAACAUUGAGUCCAUGCUCUUCAUUCAGUCUACAAGAGUCAGUCCUGGUCAGUCCCAGGUCCAGUUUUGCCUCCAGUACAGCCAGUGGUGGGGGAGGAGGGAGUCCCAUGGGAAGCCGCUGCAGCAGCAACCGAACCAGUGGCAUCAGCCUGGGCUAUGACUCCCGAUACUCGGCCUCUGGAGGCCUCCCUCCACAACAGCAGUCCCUGUCCUUGCAGACGGGGGGCUCCGCAGCUGGGUAUGGACCACAAGGUAGGGCUGGGGAGGCCUGGACUCACUACCUGGAGGCAGGGGUUCCUCCAAAUGCCCAUGACACUCGACACUCCUACCCACCUGCAGUUGGAAGUCCGGCUGCAGUGUGCUACCAGACUGGCCCUGAUUGGUGGGAGGAACAGCAGGUAGGAGUGAGAGGCAAAGAAGGGGGUUUGAUGGGGGAGAAGGCCCGCUACUCAGACCAGCCUGGAACCCGGUACCAAGAAGAGUUGACUCGGCUGCUGUUGAGAGAUGCAGCUCUAGAAGGGGAGGGACUCCUGGAAGGCCUGAUGCUGAAGGAGCACUUUCUUGGCACGACGACGCUUCCCAAACCAAGCACGGUGACACUUGGGUCAGCCUCACCUGCAGGACCAAUCAAAUCCCAGGAAGAUCAAGUAGUCGGGCCUGGAAGAGAGACUGUGGAGAACCGACAAGAGUUCUUUGGGACCUGUGUGAAGUGUGGGAAAGGCGUGUACGGGGCGGAUAACGCCUGCCAGGCCCUGGACAGUCUCUAUCACACUCGCUGCUUCACCUGUGUGUCCUGUGGACGCACCCUAAGAAACAAGGACUUCUACAAUGUCAACGGCUCUGUGUACUGUAAAGAGGAUUACAUGUUUUCAGGAUUCCAGGCUGCUGCUGAGAAGUGUAGUGUGUGUGGGCACCUUAUUCUGGAACAGAUCCUGCAGGCUCUGGGGAACUCGUACCACCCCGGCUGUUUCCGUUGUGUGGUGUGUUCUAAAGCUCUGGACGGGGUGCCUUUCACUGUGGACCAGCACAGCAACAUCUACUGUGUCACAGACUACAACAAGACUUUUGCUCCAAAGUGUGCUGCCUGUUUACAACCCAUCUUACCUACUGAGGGGAGUGAAGAGAUCCUCAGGGUCGUGUCGAUGAACAAGGACUAUCACUUUGAGUGUUACCACUGUGAGGAGUGCGGUAAGCAGCUGUCGGACAAACCCGGCUCCCAGUGUUUCCCUCUGGACUCACAUCUCCUGUGCCACUCGUGUCACAUGAGCAGAGUGUGUACCGCACACAACAUUCCCCCCCACAACGCACACUGAUCCACUCGUGCAGCUGUGGGCGUCGUCCAAAAAACUGGUCUUAAUAUGAUUUCUUUCUGUGCUUUUGCUUCGUCACACCAUCAACCUGCUGAUAGAGACAUUUCCACUGGUAUCAUUUCAUUGUUUUCUCAGACCAGGCCUGGUGUCAAAUGUACUGCCUGCUGUACGUCUUGUACUGUUAAAUAAGGGAACGGGGAAGAAACUACUGCUUUUUUGACUCCCUUCCCCAAUGUGGCUACUGUUUGCUGUAGAAGAACAAGGGAUUUUGCUCAACUGUUGUGUAUAUACUAUCGCUAGCAAACAUUUUGCACUUAAAUUUGAUUUUACUGAAAGAUUUGUUACGUAAAUCCAUACAAUUUGGGAAAUAUAUUACUGUAAUUUCUGUAUGUGGUAAUAAAUAUUUCAUUUUGUCUUUCA
Molecule: messenger RNA, 3678 nt
Organism: Sphaeramia orbicularis (orbiculate cardinalfish)
Lineage: Eukaryota; Metazoa; Chordata; Actinopteri; Kurtiformes; Apogonidae
Gene: ajuba
Product: ajuba LIM protein
Exons: 8
Coding region: 1036-3261 (741 amino acids)
Biological process (GO): regulation of DNA-templated transcription; cytoskeleton organization; negative regulation of hippo signaling
Cellular component (GO): nucleus; P-body; adherens junction
Molecular function (GO): transcription corepressor activity
Source: RefSeq, a predicted model, not a curated record